Messenger RNA from Lathyrus sativus (Indian pea), 315 nucleotides. The record is from the annotation of a GenBank genome assembly. Lineage: Eukaryota; Viridiplantae; Streptophyta; Magnoliopsida; Fabales; Fabaceae.
AUGAUUGCCGCUGGAGCUUGUUUCUCCCCGAUCUUCCGCCGCAAGCAACCGUCUCAGGCCAUGAAACUCAAGUCCUACGGAUUUCGGAGCAUAGCCCCCGCGUGCUUCGCUAUGUCAGUCCAUAUUCGAGCUCCGGCUACGGAGAAGAGGAAGCAGAGACAGAGCGGUUGGAAGGAAUAUUUGGAGCAAGCGAAAGAGUUGAUAGAAGAAGAUGGUGGACCUCCGCGGUGGUUUUCGCCGUUAGAGUGCGGUUCGCAGUUGGAGAAUUCUCCUCUCAUGCUCUUCUUGCCAGGUCAGUCAUUGUUUUGUUGUUAG